CACAACACAUAUAUAUUUGCAUUUUUUUUUUUGUUGCAAUAUAAUGGUUCCAAUUCAAGGCAAGGGCACCAUCUAUCCUUCUCUGAUGUAUUGACUAUUGGCCCCAAUAAGGCUCAGAUAAACUCCCUUUAUAACGGGGCUUCCAGUUCCACAUGCCAACCACUCUCAGCACCCCUCUUUGCUUAUCUUAAUGGCUUCACUCAUUCACUUCUCAACUUGCCUCAAGCUUGGAUUCACUGUUGCCCUCCUCCUGUUCCUGCUUCCCAUAACAGAGGGUUUAGAGGCUGGAGUGGAAACAGUAAUUUCAAGAGAGGUAAAAGUGGGAUCAAGGCCACCAAGGUGCAGUGUGGAUAAGUGCCUGAAUUGCAGACCAUGCAUGGCUACCCUUGUGGCUCCUUCUCAUCAAAGGAAAUACCCUUUAGCUACUUAUGAAAACUACUAUCUUCUAGCUUGGAAAUGCAAGUGUGGGGAUAAGCUUUUCCCACCUUAGUUAUUAUUGGUUCAUUGAAUUGAAAUAGACUUUAUGUAAAUGACCUGAGGAUUUCUAAACUUGUAUACGUAUAAUCCAUUGCUGACUUCUUAUAUUUAUCAAAUGACAUAAAUCUUCAUUGCC
Molecule: messenger RNA, 613 nt
Organism: Ipomoea triloba (trilobed morning glory)
Lineage: Eukaryota; Viridiplantae; Streptophyta; Magnoliopsida; Solanales; Convolvulaceae
Product: EPIDERMAL PATTERNING FACTOR-like protein 5
Exons: 2
Coding region: 191-490 (99 amino acids)
Biological process (GO): stomatal complex development; guard cell differentiation
Source: RefSeq, a predicted model, not a curated record